AUGAUCAUUAUUUUUGUCAUAAUUUCAACAUUGUUGGCACUUUUCGGAUCGAUUUUAAUUAAUCAAGCCUACAACUCCCAACAUCAUCAAAGAAUAGUAAUAAAAGCAGUUGAAUCAUCCGACUCCGAUCAUUUAUCAGGACAGCUUUCAUGUCGGUCCAAAAGAAGUGUCAAUAAUGAAAUCUCCAGACAAUUGACAAUUGACAGCGAUGAAGACGAGUUUCGAGACCGCGAACAUGACUUUUUCAAAUCAAGUCCAUCAAAUUUGAUCAAAAGAGAUGCAAAAAUCACCGACGACGAUGAAAUUGAAAAACUUUUAAACGAAAAAUACCGAGAAAUUAAUAAAAAUGAAAAUCUAGUCCGUCCGCGUCGUGAAAAUCUGGAAAAUUCGAUAGAAAAAUUUGAAAAAACUCUUGAAAAUUCCGAAAAUUUCAUAACAAACCUCAAAAGUGACGAAAUUGAUGAAGAAACGUCAAAUUUAAUUCAAAAAAAUCUCCACGAUUUGAGUGCCGAAAUGAAGGCAAUUGACGACGACAUCAUUAGUCUCCUGGAAACAUCAAACCUCAUCGAUAAUUCAAUUCACAAACGCAUUCGACACAAACGCAAUGUUGGCAAUCUUCAUGAAAUUGACACAAUUAAUUUUGGACGUGCGCCGAUACUUGAAGAGAAAAAACGCGAAAAGCGACUUAUUCAGCAGAAACUUGAAGAAGUUCGCGAUGAAUUUAUUCGAUGUAAAAAGUCAAAUAGCAAUGAUUGUGAUGAGGUUUAUUCGAGAGUUAUGAAGAGAUUUAAGGAAAUUACGAGAAAGUUUAAGGAGAUUGAGGAUAUUAUGAAGGAUAUGGAUGUUAUUGAUAUUAAUAAGAAGCCAACUGUUGAGAGGUCUGAGAAGAGUGAUGAAAAUAAAUCUGACGAGAAAAAAGACAAAAAGAAGAAAAAGAAGCCAAAAAAGUCAUCUGAAGAGAAAAACUCAUCUGAAGAGAAGCCAAAAGCAUCAAAAGAGCAAGGAACAGAUGACAUUAAGACAACAACAGAGGAGAUUGAGGAAGAUGAAACUACUACGGCUGAAAAUACAACAAAAAAGGAAGACGAUGAAGUUGGAGGUCAAAAUGAGGAUGAGGAGGACGAGGAUGAGGAAUUGACUGAAAGCAGAAGUGAUGCUGAAUCUAAUCAAAAUUUGGGAUGCGAUAGUGAUGAAGAAUUACCAUUGAUUGGUGAGCAAUUGUCUUUAGAAGAUGGCGAAAUUUUAGAACAACCAAAAAAGAAGAAGAAAACAAAAGCAAUUGUCAAAGAUCAUGACAAAAAGUUGCAUAAAGACAAGCAUCAGUCAACGAAGAUCAUAAAGAAGGAUCACAAAGACAACCAUAAACAAGUUCACAUCAAAAAGGAUAGCAAAAAGACAAAGAUUAUGCAUAAAUCAGCUGAAGGAAGUGAAGUUGGAAUAGUGAAUGAAAGAAAAGAUGAAAUCUCAUCAAAACUGAAUAAUCCAACAAUCAGUAAAUUCCCAGUCUCAGAUAAUGAGCCAAUAACAGCAUGUCCAGCUCCAGCAUUUGACAGUUCGGUCAAUAAACCUCCAAAGUUUGUCGACGAACUGCAAGAUGAGAGAUAUUUAUCAACAAAACUUUACGAUCAUGAGCCAAGCUUUGACAAAAGAAUUGAAGGUAAAAUUACAGGAAAUGAAAUUUUGGACGGAGUUGCUCACUUACUGCAUGACAUAAUUGACGAUGGAAUGCAGACAAUAGCUUCAAAUACAAGAUCAGAAGCAGAAAAUCGACAAGCUCAACAAAAUUUCGCUCCAAUGCAAUUUUCAGGCUUUGCAAAUGCUCCAGUCGUAUAUCCAACAACUGGUGAGACAAUGAAGGCAACUUCAAAAGUUUUCAUGAAUCCAGGCUACAGCCUCAUGCCAUAUCCAGUUUGCUUCGUUAAUUAUCAUCAACAAUAUCGUCAAGUUCAGCCAUACGCUUAUCCACAAAUGAUGCCAAUGCCAAUGCAAAUGCCAAUGAUGCAUACACAGCCUGGAGGUGUGUUCAUGCCAACUGGUGGACAAUUCAUGGGACCACGACCAGUUCCUGUACAACCGAUGAUGCAAAACUUUCAAGGAUAUCCAAAUUAUCGUGAAGCAAUUGGGCAACCGACGUUUUGUGCUUUUAUGCCAACUGAGAGCGCACAAUUGCCUGCUUAUUAUGAGCAAACGACAACAGCCGCACCACCAAGUGGAAAGCCGAGUGGAACUUGGAAUAGGAAAACAGGAGAUGAUGAUGGAAGGGAUGAGAGAAAUCGUAUGUUGAACAAUCUUAAUCCACACAACAUCCCAUCACAAUACGACAUCAUCUAUGCCACAUACCCAAGUCAAAUAUUCAACAUGAAUCAAUCAUCGCAUCACAAUUGUGAACCAGGCAAGCUUCCAUGCUUUAGCACAAAUCAAUGCAUCUCUAAAUCAAAAUGGUGUGACUCAAAAGUCGAUUGUGUUGAUGCGAGUGAUGAGACUGCUUGUUCCUGUAAGGCACGACUUCACGAGAGUCGAAUUUGUGAUGGAUUUAUUGACUGCCCAAUGGGAACUGAUGAGCUCGGCUGUUUUGGAUGUGACAAAUUUCAAUAUUCAUGCUAUGAAAAUCGUAAAGAUUAUGAAGACAAUCCAUCAAAGAUGAUGUGCUACUCGUCACUUGAGAAAUGCGAUGGAUUCAAUAACUGCUAUAAUGGAAAGGAUGAAACUGAAUGUUCAAUGAUUGUACAGCAAAUUGGAGCUGUAAAUUCAUACUUUACAUCACAUUCUGAAGGAAUUUUACAUCGGAAUUAUAAAGGACGUUGGUAUCCAGUCUGUAAGAAUCCAAUGAAAUGGGCAAUUGAGGCAUGCGAAAGUGAAGUUGGAAAAGUAAAUUAUGAGCCAAUGUUAAGUAUCAAAAAUGGACAAAUUUCUGGACCUUUCAUCCAUUCAACUGAAAGUGGCAUUGAAGCACCAACAUUUAGUGAUGUCUGCAGGAUGAGAAAAGCACUGAUGAAUAAUGAUGAAAAUAGUGUCUUUUAUGUCAAAUGCGGACAGCCAAAAUGUGGAGUUUCCAAAAUCGAUGCUGAAAAAUUCACAAGAAAUAAAAGAGAAGCUGACGAAUUGGUUCAAGCUGCUAGAAUUGUCGGUGGAUCAUCAGCACUUCCUGGAGAAUUUCCAUUUAUUGUUGCUAUUUUUAAAGAUGGCAGGUUCCAUUGUGGUGGAAGUAUUUACAAUGAAAAAUGGAUUUUGACCGCUGCUCACUGCACUCGAGCAUUCGAAUCUCACCAUUAUGAAGUCAGAGCUGGUCUCCUUCGUCGUUCAAGCUACUCUCCAAUGAUUCAAAUCACAUAUGUUACUCAUAUCAUACCACAUGAACAGUACGACCGGUCAACACUGAGGCAUGACAUAGCAUUGAUGCGUGUUAAGGAUCAAUUUAAUUUUAACAAAUGGGUUAGACCGAUUUGUAUGCCAACUGUGGAUAGAACUGGAACUAAAGAAUGGAUUUAUGGACCAAAAGCAGGAAGCAUUUGUACGACAUUAGGAUGGGGUGCAUUAAGGGAGAAGGGACCAGAUCCUGACGAGCUUCAAGUCGUUGAUGUUCCAAUUCUCUCAAAAUGCAAGUAUCAAAAUGAUGAGGAAAGUGGUUGUGUCUGUGCUGGUGAGAAGGAUGGGGAGAAAGAUGCAUGUCAAGGUGAUUCUGGAGGUCCACUAGUCUGCCGAGGCUUUGCAAAUCCAUCAGAAUGGUAUUUACUAGGAAUUGUAUCGCAUGGUGAAGGAUGUGCUCGUGCUAAUGAACCAGGCGUCUAUACUAGAACCUCUUUAUACCUUAAUUGGAUUGAAGAAACCACAAAUGCACUCAAACAACUUCCAUUUAACACUCCAAGAGAAAACUGUCCAGGCAUGAACUGCGUUUGGGGCAUUCCUAAAUGCAUCCCUAAAGCAUCAAAGUGUAAUGGAGCUGUGGACUGUCUUGGUGGUGAAGAUGAAGUCAAUUGUCCACUUAAUUGGAUGGAUUUGAUGCUUGUUGGAAGUAAGAAUGAUAAAAAUGAGACAACGAGUGGCAUUGAUCCUAAUAAGAUUGUUAAUGACGUUGAGAGUAAGAAAGUGUCGAAGAAGGAGCUGAAAAGUGAAGUUUUUAGGUGCUCAAGAAUCCCACAAACAAUCAACAUUGACCUCCGAUGUGAUAGAACUUUUGACUGUGAAGAUGGAACAGAUGAGCUUAAUUGUAAAUGCAAGGAUCACUUGAAAGGACCGUUCGCUAAAUUGAUAUGUGAUGGACAUGUGGACUGUGCUGAUUCAAGUGAUGAAGUUGACUGUUUUGCCCUUACCGACGGUCACUCAAUCAGCUUAGACAUCAACAACAAGCCAUACCUGCACUCAAAAGGAAUCGUUACUCGAAAUAUGAAUUCAAGUUGGAAGCUCAUGUGCGAUGACAAUGGAGAUUUUGUAAAGAAUUCAGUUUCCAUAGGAACAGACAUUUGCAAUAUAAUUGGAUUUAAGUCACUUAAAAGUGCUCGAGUUGUUGCCAUGAGAAAUAAUGACUUAUAUAUGGACAUAGACAUAAGACGACGAGAAAGUCACCCAAGUGCAAAGUCAAUGAUCAAAAGUUCGGUUAGAGUUGGUUCCAAUGAUGUUGAUGAAUGUUUGGCUUUGGAAGUUGAAUGCUCGCCUUUUAAGAAGUCCAGUUUUGCAGAUAAAAAUUCAACAAUUUCAAAUGUUGAUCAAAAGCUAGUUCCUGUCUCUGGAAAUUCAACCUUCUUAAAACCUCAAAAUGUUCACAUUUGGAGUCACCUAAAUGACUUCUACUCGCCAUGGACUGUCGAAAUCUACUCAAAUGGAGAUCUUGCUGGCGUUGGAAUUUUAGUUGAUAAAUCUUGGGUUUUGGCUGAAAAGUCAAUUUUAGGCAAUGACGAAAAUCCACUAAAACUCAAUUACGUGUCAGCACUUGUUGGAAAUGCCAAGUCUUUCCUCAAAAUUCAAAGUCCAUACGAACAAACAUCAAAAGUUGAUUGCCUUCAUCAUGUUAAUGAUUCAAAUGCGAUGCUUCUUCAUCUUGACAAGCAUUUCCAUUUUAAUAGGCAUGUGCUGCCUCUGUUCCUUCCUAUUCAGAAUGAAAUUGAAGAGGAUGAUGAUAAAUGUAUGGCUAUUGCUGUUGCUGGAUUUAAGAAGAGUCUGAAAAGUUUAUCCUUGAAGAUUAAAAGGAACUGCCAAGGUAUAGCAGGAAAAGACUGUUAUAAGGUUCAUAAGGAUAAUGAGAAGAAGAUUAAGGAGUAUUGCAGUGAUAGUGAAACAUCUCAUAAGAUUGCAACAAUUGUCUGCAGAACUAACACCAGCGAUUGGUAUCCAAAAGCAUUCCAUAAAAUGAAGAAAGGAUUUUGCGAUUUCGUAGAUCCAGUUUGUGUCUUUGAUCUGAAAAGUGGGCAUAUUUACUCUGACAUUGCUGAAUAUGAAGACAGCCCAACAUGCAAAGUUUGCAAAUACAAAUCAUCUGAUUUUCCCUGUCCAACUCAUCGAUGUCCUUUCGGUAAAUGUCUGCAUGAAUCACAAGUCUGUAACAAAAUCCAAGAUUGUCAUGACGGAAGUGAUGAAACUCCACAAGCAUGUGAUAAAAUCAAGAGGAAAAACUCGCUGUGUUCACCAAUAAAAAGCAUCAAAUGCAGGAACGGAAGAUGUGUCGACAAAUCUAAAUUCUGUGAUCAUAUCGACGACUGUGGAGAUAGAACUGACGAGCCUAGUGAAUGUACAUGCUAUGAGUAUUUACUUGCUACAAAUCCAAGAAAGAUAUGUGACGGAAUCGUUCAUUGUUGGGAUAGAAGUGAUGAGGAUGUCAACUUUUGUCAGUCUAAAUGCAAUCAAGGAGGUCGUAAGAAAUUUAUGUGCAAAGGAUCACCGCAUUGCGUGCCAUAUGAGGUUGUGUGUGAUAAGAAAAUAGAUUGUCCAAAUGGAGAAGACGAGAAGCAUUGCUGGGGAUUUUAUGGAUCACUUGGAAGUGACUUUUAUGAAGUUUACCAACAAACAAUGGGACUCUGGCACACAAAAUGCUUCCCAAAAUCAUCACCACCAACACAAUCUGAAAUCGAGGACAUCUGCAAGCAAUUAAAUCCGAAAUCUAGAAACUUCCAGCCUCAAGCUAGACUCAUAACCUCAACAAACACAACACUGAGAGAACGAGAAGAAGUCAAAAAUUUACAAGUUGAAUUUCAGGAUGCUGAAAAUGCAACAAAAGUUGUCUUGUUCUCGAAGUUUUCACCAACAAAAAUAAGCGAGGCAUUUACAGCACAUUUGAAGACUGACAAGCCGCUGGCAAAGGUCGUUUCGUGGAGUAAGGAAGAUCAUCAAAAUUGUUAUAGACUUGAGAUUAAAUGUGAUUGA
Chironomus riparius is the source of this 6354-nucleotide messenger RNA. Lineage: Eukaryota; Metazoa; Arthropoda; Insecta; Diptera; Chironomidae. The record is from the annotation of a GenBank genome assembly.